AUGGAUAUUGACAAAAAAGGUGCCGGCGGUCAGCAACUGCUGUCUUUCGAAAAGGGAAUGUCCGAUGACGAACAUUUUAACGUCCUCUUCGGCGAUCGGUUUGCAAAAUCGAAGUCUUGCAAGUCGCCCCAAGGUAAGAAGCUUUCACGACGCUUGAGCGAUCAAGGAGACGGCGACGGCGCCACAGUACCGAGCCCCACAAAAAAGCAGCGAUUCAUUUCAUUGUGUGGCGGAUCCAACAGCGAGCCUGACAACUCCGAAGAGGUUCCACCACAGACACCAGGUAUUAGCCUCGGCAUGAUGUUUUCCAGCCUGGACUUGGACCAGCAAGAGGGUCGCGUCGAUGAUAAUGAUGGACUACCUAUGGUAGCUGGAUCCAAUAUCAACCUGGAGACAAUCUUCGACCCAUUUGAAACUGGUCAGUCGCAGAGACUUUCGCCUGUUCUAUCGGACAUAGAGAGCGUCGGGAGACACGACGAUGUUGAUGUUCCCGCGUAUAUUGAUGAUCCUGUGGAAUCUUAUGGUCUGCGGAGAAACAUCAACCGGCAAGGUGCCACCACCACCCAUAUCGAUAUCGACCAAAGUGGAAACUACGACCCUGCGGAAGAGACACGCAAGAAACUUCUCAAAGCUCGCAUGGCGAGACAGGCCAAACACGUUCAGCAAGCUAAGAAAGAGAAGUCCAAGAAAUUUAAAGGAGAGGCUGAAGGUGAACGCAAAGACAAGUUUAUUCUCAUUCUCAAAUUCAAGGCUAUGGGUAGUGUUAUCAACAUCACUGAUAACCAGGACAACUGGCCCGAAGGGCACUCAAUCAUUUAUACGAACGACGAGGCUGAGGAGGGACCCAGAAACCCAAGGAUGAAUCUAAAAUCCCAAACAGUCCGAGCUUUUGCUUCAGACACUGUGAAGGAGCUCCUCUCUUUCGUGCGAGACGACACUCCGAUCGCCGUAUCGAAUCUACAUAUUCCAGACCCGGCUAGACAGUAUGACGAUCUCACCGCAAUGUGCGACGAAUGCCUCGAAGCAGAUAAUCUCGACUGCAAGGCCAGACCACCGAGAGGAUAUAAGGCCAAGCGCAUCGAUUUGGAUCGAGACCAUUACGGUGAAGACAGGAAGUGGGUAUCGUGCACACACUGUCGCGAAGAGAAGAAACGUUGCUCGCUUAAGAAGACGGCGGAUAAGCCUCCAUGCAAGCGGUGCAAGAAGCAGAGGAUUGGUUGUCACUUCUAUGACAUUGCGCCACAUGAGAAUGACAAAUCCGCAUAUAAGGAGACAAAGGGCAAGGGCGAAGAGCUAACAGCCAGCGAGCAGGUCAAGGAUCCCAAGCGCACGCUCCUAGAAGAGAUCGCACCCGAGACCUCGAUCCCUGGUUCUGACCUCUUCAGCCCCGAGGAUCUUGCGUAUAUGGACGCAGAAAGUUCCGCUGACGAGGAGGAGGCAGCGGAGAAUGAGCCGCUUGAAGAAAUGGAGGAUGCAGAAGGUCAUAGAGGGUUCCUAACCACGAUCAAAACAUCGUUCGCGCAUCCAAUGGUUUUCUCUAACCACCCCGUUGGCCAUUCCAAUGCUGUCAUUGACUGCAACUUUUGUGAGAUGCCCAUCUUCGGCAUGGUCGGGCACUUUGAGCGAGAAGUUCACGUCAUCCGGUGGAGCAAUGGUCUUGGCUAUACAGAGUUCGGCAACGGACAUCGCGAGGGGAAUGAAGCGACUACCAUGUGCCAGCAGUGCACUUGCGACCGGCUUCAGAUUAUGGUAUGUCCUGAUCACGUCAUUCAACCUAUCAGACUUCAAGAGAGUGCGCUUGACUACGAUGCUGCCGCGGAGAACUUGAUGAGUGCUCCACCAGCAUCUUCCCAAAUGCAACAUCAACUUCAGCGUUGGUGCUCAAUGUGUUUCUCGCUUGCGACCCACCAAUGCUGCACCCCGCAGCCAUUCAUCGGGGCCCACGAGGACGAAGAGGACCCGGUAAUAAUGAAUGGGUGUGGCCUGCGGUUUUGCCAUCGUUGUGCACUGGAGUUUGAUCUAGUCUAUCAAAACAACUUGCAUGAUAUGGCUACGGCUCUGGACAAGGAGCCGAAGCCAAAGGACACGGAGGAUCAGGAUGAGGAGGAGACGACCGAAGCGGAAAAAAGCGAUCAGGGCACUGUGAGGGCCGACGUGGGACUGCUCAUGGUUGAUGGACUGCUGAUGAGUUGCGUGGAGGCUGGUACGUCCGAGUGA
This is a messenger RNA of Didymosphaeria variabile, 2217 nucleotides long. RefSeq lists its product as uncharacterized. The coding region runs from base 1 to 2217 and encodes 738 amino acids. Gene Ontology annotation, biological process: regulation of DNA-templated transcription. The transcript has 3 exons. The record is from RefSeq and is a predicted model, not a curated record. Gene Ontology annotation, molecular function: DNA-binding transcription factor activity, RNA polymerase II-specific; zinc ion binding. NCBI's taxonomy places the organism in Eukaryota, Fungi, Ascomycota, Dothideomycetes, Pleosporales, Didymosphaeriaceae.